GGGGACGAGGGGCUGCAGGCGCCGCACCAAUUGCUGCCGGAGGUGGUUUUGGUUGGUGGUGGCGGCGGCAGCGGCGAGAGCGGGGGUGGGAGCGGGAGCGACGAGGAUGGGGAGAGCGUCAGCGGUGCAGAAGAGGAGGGGGAGGAGGAGGAGGAGGAAGAGGAGGGAGAGGGCGGUGAUGAGCAGCAUGGCCAUGCGGCUGUGCAGCCAGCCCCCGAGCAGCCGGCCGGCCGCAAGCGGCCGCGCGAGGACGGCACAGCCAGCGCCGAGGCCGGCGCGCCGACCGCGGCGGACGCGGCGCAAGAAGCGUACGAGCUGCUCUCGCGGCUGCUGACAGACCCCUCUUACGGCCUGGCGGCCGAGGCGGCGCCCGGCGCGGCGCCCCGCGGCCCUGACGCCGCCAGCCUCGCGCCCGGCGAGCGCCGCCUGCUGCGGCUGCUGCAGCGCCUGCAGCCGGGCGCAAGCCCCGGCCACGCGCGGCUGACGCGCGCCGCGGCCGCCGCGCAGCCGCGGCUGGCGGAGAGGAUGGUGGCGGCGCUGCCGUUUGACUUAGAGCCCCGGGCGGACGCGAAGUGGGUCGCGACAGCGGCGGCCGCGGGCUGCCUGGUCCGUGGCGCGGCGCGCGCGCCGUGCGCGCUGCGCGAGCGCCUGACGGCGGCCGACGGGCACGGCGGGGCGCCGGGCGCGGAUUCGGCGGUGGUGCGCGCGGCGCUGCGGCGGUGCCUGCCGCAGGCUGCGCCGAAGGCGCUGCUGUCCCGCGGCAUCCAGCACGGCAGCCGCCUGGUGCAGCACGCGACCCUCACACUUCUGCAGCACUGCCUCGACGCGCUGGAGACGAUUUUUGAAUUGGCCGAGGCGCGCGCGACCUCGGCCUCCGCAGCGGCGGCGGCGGCGGGAGCAGAAGCGGCAUCGAACGACGGCGACGGCGGCGCGGCGGCGGCGCAAGAGCGCGCGUCGUGGGCGGGCUUCGCGCGGCGACUAAGGGGCGCACUCAGGGCGCGGCUGCCGGACCCCGGCACCAUCGUGGCUCUGAUGACAACACUCGACAAGCAGCCUGCCCCGACCUCCGACGCUGAAGGCGACGCCGCCGACGCCGCUGCGGCGGCGCCGGCGGGGCCGGCGGGGCGGCGGGCGCAGGCGCUGCUGCUGCGGCACGCGGCGCUGCGGGCGCUGAGGUGGUAUUGCAGGUGGCUGCCUGAGGCGGCGGCGGACGCCCAUCUAGACAGCAUCGCCAAGCUGCUGGGCCCGGGGGUGG
Monoraphidium neglectum is the source of this 1255-nucleotide messenger RNA. RefSeq lists its product as hypothetical. Gene Ontology annotation, biological process: maturation of LSU-rRNA from tricistronic rRNA transcript (SSU-rRNA, 5.8S rRNA, LSU-rRNA); maturation of 5.8S rRNA from tricistronic rRNA transcript (SSU-rRNA, 5.8S rRNA, LSU-rRNA). Gene Ontology annotation, cellular component: nucleolus. The transcript has 2 exons. The annotation marks the transcript as partial. The record is from RefSeq and is a predicted model, not a curated record. NCBI's taxonomy places the organism in Eukaryota, Viridiplantae, Chlorophyta, Chlorophyceae, Sphaeropleales, Selenastraceae.